UCGGUUCUUGUACGGUGGUUUCCAUGCUUCAGAGACGAACGUAGCGUUCAGGGGUGCCAUGACUCUGACCAGAGGAUCUUUCACCUAUGCCAGUGGGGAGGAGUACCAUGGCGAAUGGAAAGAAGGUCGGAGGCACGGUGUUGGUCAGCUCAAGUUUCAGGAUGGGACAUGCUACACUGGCCAGUUUGAGAAUGGACUCUUCCAUGGCUCUGGUGUACUGCUCUUUACAGAUGGAUCCAGGUACGAAGGAGAAUUUUCACAUGGAAAAUUUCAAGGUACAGGAGUCUUUAGUCGAUACGAUGGCAUGAAGUUUGAGGGGGAAUUCAAAGAAGGACGGGUUGAGGGAUAUGGGUUAUUGACUUUCCCAGAUGGAGCUCAUGGUGUCCCACGAAACGAGGGCUUGUUUCAAAACCACAAGCUACAGAAGAGAGAGAAGUGUCCAGGAGUGGUGCAACGUGCGCAGGCUUCAGCCUCCAAUGCUCGCAGUCUGGCACUUUGACCGUCAUGGACCCUGAUGGAGACACAGUCAGGGAUCCAGCACCAUCCAGGAGGGCCUCAGGGAUGUGUACUUGUAUACUCCCCUCCAGCUCUUCUCUCUGUGUCUUUCUCUCCUUUUUGAGCAUCAGUCUCUUGUUUCUUUUUCUGCAUAUUCCUUGCUUUGUCCUCACUGUAGCUUGGAAUGCACGUGCAAUUUGACCAAACAAAUGGCUUUCUAUAUGACUGACUUGAAAUGCACAACACCAUGAAGCACACCUUUAAUUUCACACGUCACAAAAACAGCAAAUGCUGCUGUUUUCUCUUGUUCUGCUUCUUGUACUCAUAAACAGUGUCUUAGUGUUUUACAAUAGUUAGCUUUCAUACAUCAAAUAACUGAAUAUGGGAGACCUCUUCUUACUAUGUUACUGCACAUCUGGUAAUUUGAAGAGGUUUUGUCUCCUGAUUUAGGAGGAGGUGUAAAAUAAGUCUGUAUUAAGAAGACUUUAGCUACUAACUAGAUAACAUCACUUAAGAAAUGCUGCAAGCCAUUACAUCAGAGUACCCUGUGGAGUUUGACCACUGGUAGCUCUAUGGAGUAAUGUUGGUGUGUUGAGUCCCCAUUUUGUUUUUAUAAUAUAUGGGCAUGCACGUGUUCAAGCAUGUGGGCAACACGACACACAUUCUUGCCGAAGUUUUCACGCUGUUCUGCUGAUGGACAGUUGGUGGUGGUAAGGAACAUAGUAGUGUAGAAAUGCCUCCACAAAGCCAGUGAAGAAGACUGUAAGCUAGCAUACAUGGAUCUCAACAAUGCAGUACAAAAAAUAUUUGGCUUUGCAAGGGGGUUUUAAUAAUAAGGAAAUGCAUUCAACAUAUUUGUCAAGCCUCAAAGAUCCACACCAUGCGUUUUGGUCAAAUACAGUGAAUGUAAACGUAACUUUUGUUUGUUUACAAACACGCUCCACGGGGCACCUUUAAAAUCAAAUCUCAAUUAACAAUGCUGCUGCAAACUAUUAUUCAAGGAAUGCAAUCUGACACUGGUGUUUCUCUUCUCAGAAGAUCAGUAUUCACAUUUGCCUUAAAAAGUUCAAGGGUGUCCAUCUGAAAAUCAGAUGAAGCACAGCACCCUCUCCUCCCCUUCUCCCUUCUGCACCAUUUGCCCUAAGGUGUCUGUCAGCCUAAUGAAUUUUUGGUCUGCUUGAAGAUUGCCUUCACUCAGAGAGACACGUUGCUAAGCUGGUGCUGAAUUUCAGCUCCCAUCACUCACAAGUCCAGCAGCUCUCCUCUCUCCAAUAAACCUCCCCCUCCCAGUGGAAAUCAUUGGAGAGGAGAUUUAACCCAGUUGGAUAAUUCUCUUUAAGGUUUUCCCUGUCUAACCUGAAUACCUGGAUGACUGGACAUCCUCAAAGUUGAUAAAUAAUCAUGAUUAAAUGCAUUAAAUUAGGGACAUAUAUCUUAAUUGAGGCAGCUGAAUGAAAUUAUUUAUAAAUCAGAUAUAUAUUUACGAGUAUGUAAUUCGAAUGUAUGUGUUUUUCUGUAAGGUGUAUAGAUAUUCAUUGUUUCUGAUUGUGUUUUCACCGACCUUUCAAAUGAAUUAAGAGCUAAUUCUUUGAUUGGUGGGGUAGAAAAUGGUGUCACUGAGUUAUUUUAAGACAGUGUGAUGUUAAGAAUUUAUUAACCAUUUUAGCCAAUCACAGGUAUUCUAUGAUUACAGAUUGAUUCAGCGUACUUGAACUGUUAAUAGGCCUUAAAAAGCAUAUGUAGACGUAGCUUGUCUAGGGUUGCUUACAUAGCACUUCAACCAAAGACAAUCAAAUGAUAUUAUAGGUGAGGAAGCCUGGAACAUGUGUUAUUUCUUACAGCUGAACAAUAAAGACAAAUCAAUAAGGACAAAUCCACCUGAGGCUUUAGUGCACAAGAAAAACAAAAGGACCGAAGAUUAAACAGGGAAUUGAUAUGAGAUUCUGUUGUAAAUAUUCCUUAAAUCUCUAACUUGGAUUAUUUGCAUUUACUGAUUUUCAUUGUUGUUACAGUGUAUGAAUAGAAGAAAAAAAAAAUCAAUACUCAGUAUUAUGAGCCCAUACUGUUGCUUGCUGUGAAUACUCCUUUUGGUACGGUAGUGUGCUGCAAAGCAUAAUCUGAAAGAAUUAAGGUAGCAGAACAGCAGACCAGUGCAUGCGUCAGUACCGCUAUUUACAAGCACACAAUGAUACUUUAAUGUUUGCUGUAUGUGCACAGUGUGUAAUAUGCUGUAUUUCAAACCAUGUAAUAGUAUUUUCCUUUCCACUAUGUUGGAGACAACACCUGCUCAAGCCUUCUUUGCCUACACACUCCUGCCCGAGUGAAAUUGAAUACAGUGGAAUACUACAUCCAUUUCCAACUGGAAACAAAUGGUGCUUCAAAAGCGUGCCUGUCCAGACUUUCACCUGCCUGGAAAAUAUCAUUGCCAUGGUUACCUUUUUUUUCAGUAACAAUAUAAUGUUGCUUUGAGUGCUCUUAGAGAAACUACCACACAGUAUCCUCUCAUCCUACUGGAAUAGGUCUGAGUAUGUAUCACAAACAGUUGAUGUGUUUAUU
This is a messenger RNA of Seriola dumerili (greater amberjack), 3051 nucleotides long. It is a transcript of the gene morn4, whose product is annotated as MORN repeat-containing protein 4-like. The record is from RefSeq and is a predicted model, not a curated record. The coding region runs from base 59 to 499 and encodes 146 amino acids. NCBI's taxonomy places the organism in Eukaryota, Metazoa, Chordata, Actinopteri, Carangiformes, Carangidae. The transcript has 5 exons.